AUGAAAUUGUAUAAAAUUAAUCUCCAUGACAACUAUAUCUAUUUAUUAUAUAAAAUAAAACACAAAUUUUCUUUUAUUCAUAAUAAACAUUUAUUAAAUGCUUGUCUUAGUGAAUUUAUUGGUACAUUUAUAUUAAUUACAAUUGGAUUAAGUAGUAUGAUACAUAAUACAUUAAAAUAUAAUUUAUAUUAUAUUAAUAUAUCAAUUGGUUGGUCUAUUGCAUUAUUAUUAUCACAAAUUAUAACUCAACCAUUAGGUUAUAAUAGUUUAAUGAAUCCAUCGAUUACAUUAUCAUUAGCAUUGAUUAAUAAAUUAUCAUUUCAUUAUGUAAUUCCAUUAACAAUUAUACAAUUAAUUAGUUCAUUAUUAUCAAGUUUAAUGAUAUAUUAUAUAUAUUAUUAUAAUUAUAUUAGUAUCCAUGACAACAUAAAAUUGAUUAUAUUAAAUCAAUUUAUAAUAACACCUAAUGGAUCACAUUUAAUAUGUUUUAUUGAUCGUUUAUUAUUAACUAUCAUGACAACAAUAUUUAUUUUAUUAAUAAGAGAUGAAAGAAAUGAUAAAAUACACAAAAAUUAUCGAUUAAUUUAUAUAAUUCUAUUUACAUCUGGACGAAUUACAUCCUUAUCAAUGAAUGCUGGUACAUCAAUUAAUCCAAUACGUGAUUUAGGUCCAAGAAUAACAAUUGCAUUAUGUGAAUUAGGUUUGGAUGCAUUCAAAAAAGAUCGUUAUUAUUUUUGGAUUCCAAUUGUAGCACCAUAUAUUGGUUCUAUUAUUGGUGCAAUCUUUUAUGAAUUAUUAAUUGGUGCUUAUUUAAAUAGAAAAACAGUUGAUAAAUUACAAAAUACUAUUGAAAUAUCACAAUCACGAAUCUUUUCAUCACCAUCAUCACCAUCAUCAUUAUCAUCAAGUAUGAAUUCAAAUGUAGCAACACUUACCUCGUCAAAUGAUACCAUUAAACGUUUUUAUAAUAAAUGAUUUAACAAUAAAUGGUUUAUUAAGUAUUAUCUCUUUCUGAUAUAGUGAAUGAGAACACAAGUUGCAUACUUACUUACUUACUUAAGACUGUUACUACCAAUGGAGCAUAGGCCACCGACCAGCAUUCUUCAAAACACUGAACUGGGUCUUCCCUUCUAGUUCCAUCCAAUUGUUAUUCAUUCUUUUCAUGUCUGUCUUCAUUUCUCGGCAUAAGGUGUUCUUUGUUCUUCCUCUUCUCCUUCGGUCUUGAGGAUUCCAUGUGAGGGCUUGUCUUGUAACGACGUUGGGUGCUUUCCUCAAUGUGUGUCCUAUCCACAUCCAGGACUUCUUCCUGAUUUCUUCCUCCUCUGGGAUCUGGUUUGUUCUCUCCCACAACAGGUUGUUAAUGAUAAUAUCUGACCAACGGAUCCGAAGUGUUUUGUGUAGACAACUGUUAAUGAACAUUUGUAUAUUCUGGAUGAUGGUUUUCGUAUUCCUCCAGGUUUCCACCCCAUACAGUGGAACUGUGUUGAUAUUUGUAUUGAAAAUUCUGAUUUUAGUGUUGAUUAACAGGCAGUUGUUUUGAGUUCCAGAUGUUUUUCAGUUGUAAGUGUGCUCCUCUUGCUUUUCCGAUCCGUUCCUUCACAUCUGCAUGAGAUCCACCGUGCACAUCAAUGAUGCUGUCCGGAUAUGUGAAUGUAUUUGCAUUUUCCAAAUCUUCUCCUUCAAGUGUAAUUCGAUUGGUGCAUGCUGUGUUCUAUCGGAGAAUCCUAAUUGUUGAGACCUACUGCCGCUGACGCUGCUGCUAUACUAGCCGUCUUCUCCUGCAUUUGUUUUUGCCUGUU
Schistosoma intercalatum is the source of this 1799-nucleotide messenger RNA. NCBI's taxonomy places the organism in Eukaryota, Metazoa, Platyhelminthes, Trematoda, Strigeidida, Schistosomatidae. The record is from the annotation of a GenBank genome assembly.